Messenger RNA from Falco peregrinus (peregrine falcon), 5482 nucleotides. RefSeq names its product gap junction beta-6 protein. Gene Ontology annotation, cellular component: connexin complex. NCBI's taxonomy places the organism in Eukaryota, Metazoa, Chordata, Aves, Falconiformes, Falconidae. Bases 3681 to 4472 code for a protein of 263 amino acids. The transcript has 2 exons. The record is from RefSeq and is a predicted model, not a curated record. Gene Ontology annotation, biological process: cell communication.
UUAUAAAUGUAUCAACAUUUAUAAAUUAAUUAGCAUUUCCAAAAAGGUGCAAGUUCUGUGUGUGUUUGAAAGAGAUAGUGACUUGCCAGUUCUGUGGGAAAUGUUACAUUGAAGUGGGAGUGGGCAGAUUUGUAGAGGGGAUGUAGAUGUUUUCCUAGGUCUAGGCGAGGGGAAGUAGGAAUUAACAGGUUAAGAAAAAAAAGAAAUACAUUAAAAUUUUAUAACAAAGGUUGCUAUUUUCAUGACUGGGAGCAGGGCAUAGUAUAUAUAAAACUAUUUAAAAUAUGGGAAGAAGGCCACUUGCAUCAGUGAAAACAUAGGGCUCACAAAUCUGGCUUUCUUUCAAAGAGAGAAAUCUAAAGCACACUUUGAAGGAAAGAUUUAUAGGGGGGAAAAUGGCUGAGAGGGGCCAAAUUCUAGUAGGACUUGUGCGGUCUUGUUAUGCCCUCAAGUGUGACUGGCACUUCUGAUUUCCUGUUCUCCAUAAGUGGAGUGAAUUUUGUGCAGAGAUGUUCUGGUGGAUGGCAAUCCUCUGGUUACAAUUGCAGGCUAGUGAAGUAGCUAUGGGUAUUUCCAAAUAUGCCUGGAAAAUGACUUAAAACUCAUGUAGGGGCAUGAAUAUGGGACAGUCAUAAGGGGGGUCAUAGUGGGUGGAACUGAACCCUUAAUGCUGUUGAAUUGAACUAGAACACUUUUUUUUUAACGUUUAACUAAAUAUAUAUUGGGUCUCAAUCUGUUGUGUUAAGGGCUGUCUCUGGGUUUCACACCAGGUUUAAUUAGAGUAAAGAAUGCCCUCUGUUUUCAUGAACUUGAGUAGAAGAAAAGUACAAUGCUUGCAGUGUUCAGAUCUGCAACUGUCAGAGGUUUCCUGUUCCUCAUUAGUCUUUGCCUGUUCUUGUGUCAAAUCAGAUAUACUGUAAUCUCUCUGUCAUAGCUUUUCUGUUAUCCAGUUUCCACUCUGAUCUGGAGAUAGGUGUUCAGAACAAAGUUUAAGAGCUACUAGAGAGAACUGCACAUGCUUUUGUGAUUGUUAGACUGCUCUUUUGAUCUUUAUUCAACUUUUUAGGAAAGAAGUUGUUGAUAUUUCAGAGUGUUCCAGCUGCAUGCUUCUUGAAGUUCUUAAUAUACUGCUGUAAAAUGAAAAUAGCUGGAAGCUGUCUGUAAUAGUGAAAUUAAAGGAUUUUGGUUGCCAAAGUCUAAGUUCAAAGCUGCAUCUUCUUACAGUUUGAACUCUGCAUUAAAGAUACACCAGUGUAGGGAGCUGUAUUCUUUUUCAGGUAGCAGGAAUAUUCUAGAAAACUGAAUUCAAGCUCUGUACUUCUGACUUUGAACUGAUACUUGUCUGUCUUGGUCCACUGAUAACAAAGUAUGAGUCUGUGAAGCCUGUAAUUGUAGUGGAGCAUUUCAGAACAGCCCUGUGAGAUGGUGAGAUUUUGUUAUCCCCACUUUAAUGUCUGGGAAACUGAGGCAUGGGGCAGACUGAUAAAUUAGCUAGGAAGUCUGAGAGAGUUAGCACGUAAUUGCUGUAGCCUGUAUGCCAGCCUUUCUUGGUGAAAUAAAAGGAUGCUGUCUUUGGAAGGCAUUAACCUGUAUUUAUUAGAAGCUUCCUUGGUGCAGUCUUGGCAAUGCUGCUGUUCUUGUGGUACAGCACUAAAACUAACUCGGCAAUGGGAAUAAUAAAAUCUACAUGCUAGCAAUUAAGCACUUGCUGUUUUGCUUAGCCAUAAACUAGACCCCAGGUUGACAGCAUGAGGUGUGCCAAUAGAAAGCUGCUGAAAUCCAGAUAUGUAUUUUUCAAAUCUGGAUAUGAAAGCACAUAUACAGCUCUAAGACACCUUGAUGCUGGUUAUCAGCCCUUAUAUGAGCUAGUGUUCCCAGUGUAACUUUAGAUCAAGACCUGAAGGGAGGGCUGUAUUGGCAGUGCCUCUUCUUGAAUGGGACUUAUAGAUGUUCCUAUAGCAUAAGUAAAUAUUGUUAUACUUGUUAAUGACUACUUUAUAUGCUUGAUAAUAUCCUAUAGCAGCAAGCACAAUGCUGUGUACGUGAAAGGAACUUCUGUUGUUUUUACCUUCGCUGUAUUCUAGUUGUGGUUUGCUGAAGCUGUGGAUUUAACCAUUGACUAAUGAUUUCCCAGUGUAACAGUCUCUCACUGAGUGAAAAAAGUGUCUGUUAAUGAUCUGUACUCGUAAACACAGGAGCUUAAUGAUAAUUGUCCUCAGUGGUGUGAAUUGCAGGGAUUUGCACUGGGUGUAUGCACUGUGCUGUGAUUGCAGUUUAAUGUAGGCUUAUGGGAGCUAGCUUUGAAGUAGAAGGCUGUCUAGCCAUGGCAGCGCAGAGCUCAAACAACUGCCUAGAAGCUGGAGAACUACAGAAACGGUUAAGCUGUUGUUCUUCCCUUGCUGCUGCCUAGCCUAGUGAAAAAAACAAAACAACAAACAAAACAAAAGCCCAAACCAAAAAAACUGCUUAUGUGCCUCUCUACGUGUGUGUGGUCAUAUAGAACAAUUUUCCUUGUAGCUCACCUUUCAGUGGAGUAUGGUGAUCUUUUAUGAUAGUUUAUAACUCCUACUGUAACAGCCGUAUACUAUUGAGAUCCUCUGAUUGUUUAAAUUCAACAAGAAGGUUCAGCUGGUAGCAUAAGAGACCUAUGCCCAUUGCAACUUUUUUUUUAAUGUAAUGCUUUAAGAUAAUACACUGCCAUGAUAAAAUGGGUUCUAAAUGCUGUUUCUCAGCCUUGUUGACUUCAGUUAUCUUCUGUCUUUCCCAGCUUCUUCCUUUAUAACCAGUCUCUAUCCUCAUUCCUACUUUACUUUUUUUCACAAAAUAUUCACAUAAGCUUUGAUGUCUUUAACUUAUUCUUGUACUGUGCAGUACUUCUGAGAUGAGCACAGCAGGUAAGUUACUUCUGUAGGCAUUUAGCUGGAUUUGCUCACAUAGAAAUAGAAUCUGGACUGGCUCUAUGAAAACAAGCGUUACUACCCAUUAAAAGGAAGUAGCUUUUCUGCUUUCUUCUCCUUUGGUCAGCAAGACAGUUAAUAUUCUACUUGCUAGUAAAAAGGUCUUAAGAGUAAGUAUUUGGAAGAAAGAUAACCUAUGAUCAUGGGUCAACAUCCUAGCUUUUGAGUAAGUUAGGAGUAAAUGAGCCAUCACAUGAGUACAGAUAGCCCAAACUUGAUGUUUAGCUGGAGUUAUCUGCACUGACAGCUUAAUAGUGUGAAGGACCAUACUAAACUUAAAUUCUGCUUGGGUCGCUGCAUCUGUUUUAUUGGAGAGAGGUGGGCACUUCAGCAGUCCCUGAAUUACCUUCGUUAGAGCUCCUAAAUUGCAUUCAUGAGAGCUGUUUAAAGCCAGCUAGUAGGAAACAUUGGUGCCAAAGUAUUUGGAUGGAAUUCAGGCUGCCUGAAUAUGAUCCUACAGUCUUAAUUGUGCCACCUUUCAGUGAGAAGAUUGUGAGACUUUAGUGGUAUCUGAUCAGUGCCUGUAUCACUCUGGAGUAUCCCAGAAGUCAUAUGACUUUCCACCAGCAUAAAAAUGAGCCUGAGAGGCCACGAGGGUACAGGCAGAAGGGGCAAAGGCUGAUGACUACCUUGGCAAGCAGCAGGAAGAAUAUGGGAUGGUGGCAGGAAGAGCUGAAGAGAUAGUUGGAGUAUUUGGAAAGGUCAGAGGAUUAAAGCAAGACAAUGGACUGGGGAGCUCUGCAUACCAUUUUAGGAGGCGUAAAUAAACACUCCACCAGUAUUGGGAAGAUAUGGCUCACAGUCCUGUUCAUCUUCCGUAUCAUGAUCCUGGUUGUGGCUGCAGAGAGAGUCUGGGGAGAUGAACAGGAUGACUUCAUCUGCAACACUCUGCAACCUGGUUGCAAGAAUGUUUGCUACGAUCACUUUUUCCCCAUCUCUCAUAUUAGACUCUGGGCUCUGCAGCUGAUCUUUGUUUCCACACCUGCGUUGCUGGUGGCCAUGCAUGUAGCUUACAGGAGGCAUGAGAAGAAAAGGCAGUUCAGAAAGGGAGACCAGAAAUGUGAAUACAAGGACAUUGAAGAAAUCAGAAAACAGAGGUUUCGUAUUGAGGGCUCCUUGUGGUGGACAUACACUAGCAGCAUCUUCUUCAGACUGGUCUUUGAAGCAGUCUUCAUGUAUGCGUUUUAUUUCAUGUACGAUGGGUUCAGAAUGCCUCGGUUAAUGAAGUGUAAUGCUUGGCCCUGCCCCAACACAGUAGACUGCUUUGUUUCUCGACCUACUGAAAAGACGGUGUUUACUAUUUUCAUGAUUGCUGUGUCCAGCAUUUGCAUUCUUUUAAAUGUGGCUGAGUUAUGCUACUUACUGACAAAAUUUUUCCUCAGAAGGUCUAAAAAAGCUGGAAAUUCAAAACAUCAUCCCAACCAUGAGAAUAAGGAAGAAACCAAACAAAAUGAAAUGAACGAGUUAAUAUCUGAUAGCUGUCAGAACACAGUUAUAGGAUUUUCAAGUAGCUAAGGUGGUGUAAAUGCUGGUGUUCACUCUUUUUGGAGUGAAUGUUCUGUUUAAAGGCUGCAAGUGAAAUUUGUUAUAUAAAACAAUUUCAGUUGGGUGAGACUGAUACAUAGUGUCAGGUGUCAAGUAUGCACAUGUCUGAAAAAAUCAGGGCAGCCUAAACAUGUGAAAAUGGCAUGAGGUUUAAAUAGGAAAUGGUAUCUUCCUAUGAGUACCCUUACAAACUGACUAUGACAAGUGGGAAACCCACUAAUACCUUCAUGCUGACAACAGCUCCUGAAAACUACAUGCAACAGCGAUAAAAACAAAAUUCUUUCCAAGCUAGAUAUUCUAGUAUUACAAGAUGUUUUGUAAUAGUGAUAGUUUUUACUUGUGAACUGACAAUUAAAAUAUUUUUUCUAAAGUCUAAGAUUCCAUGUGACUUAAGGUGUUAUAGUACACAACUGACUGUAUAUUGUUUCUUCACCAGGCAUAUGCAGAUGAACCCUGUAAUACCGUAUCCAUAGGGAGGAGAUGGCGAUAGGCUACAUCUCUACAGCUUUGCAAGCGCUGCUUGAGUCUGGACAGGUGGCUUGGGACACUUGCAUACACACUGUGGGCUGUAGGGAAGUUGUGUGGAAGCCUACCAUGUGUAGCACGGCUGACUGAGGUAGCUAGGUCCCAAGUGCAAAGUCAUGCCUAAAGCCAGCAUGACAAUAUAGGUACAGUCUGAGUAGACAUGCUAUAAACAUCUAGCAGACCUGGUAAUCUUAUUGCUCUUUUAAUUGCAUACUGCCACUUCUAUAGCAACUUACACAACUUUAUGUAAAUGUUUAUUUCUCUGAUGUACUAGCUGUAUUUGUUUCUUUAUGCUAUAUCACAUCAUGGAACUUUUUUGGUUUUGAUUUGUUUGCUUUUAUUGUGGUAGACUGGUGCUGUUACAAAACUAGGGGCUCUUUGGUUUGAAGGACAUGGAGAGGUACCACUGGAAACAGAACAAGUCUUCUGAAUAAAAGGCAAAUACUUUAACCUUU